AUGUUAUCAUAUGGCGCACCCAGUACAAACAGAAGAUCUUGGAACAUUGCACCGGAUGAGAACCCAGCGGUCCAAGCCGUUCCUGCCGGGAGGACAUCUAAUAAGAUCCCUGCCAACAUUGGACCCAAUGAGUCCAUACCAAAUCAACACACUGUAAUCCGGCGAUCUUUAGGUUCUGGAGACUGGGAAUCAUCUAAUGUUAGUCCCGGUGCAGUCAAUCCUGUAAACGACGACAUUCGGCAGCCAAUAACAAACAAUUACGCUGCUGGCGGCGCAGUUGACAAUGCGAAUCCCUUCUUUAAACCCACAGACCCUUCCGCCAACAGACCUGGUAUUCUAAAGGCAACAUCUUGUACAGAACAGAUCCCGAUCGGAAACACAAGCACGAGUUUGGGCAACCGAUUGUCAAGAAACUUUUCGAACAAAUUGACCAACAUCGUGGUGCCAGCGAAUGGCAUUCAAGUCAGCGGGCACACACCAACGGCUGAAGGUUCACUUAGGGACGUUAUGGCAGAUACGCCGAUGCAAACACCUAUAAGGACGUCGUUCGCUUUGGCUCACGAGCAAAAGAAGCCUCGUCUUAGUUCUGUGGCGUUCAGUGGCCUAGCUCCUCUUUCGGAGAAAGAGAGUCGACCUGCUCCGGCUACAGCCUCCGAUUUGACCCCUCCUUCCAGCCGUCAACCCUCUACAACUCUGGCCAGCAGGAACACCUCGACCACAUGCCCACCAUCGGCUCUAGAUAGCCGACGCCCUUCUAUGGCCGGGCCCCGUCGCUCUUCUAUCUCUGUCACCAAUGUCGUUAUCCCUGCUCAUCUGAUGACCCAUGUCGAGACCAAUUGGACAGAAGACAAAGUCGUGGGUAGACGCAAAUCAGCAUACAAACGCGAAGACUCUCGCAAAUCCUUCAACAUCCAGUCCAUGGCGCAGAAACAGCAGGAGGAAAUCAAGAAUAUCAUCAACACAACACCACAAGCUCCUCGCCAUAUGAGCACAUCUAUGGAAGCCUUAGCUCAAGCAGACCCUUUUGCUACAAUGAGAGAACGCCAACCCACCGAAAAAGCGAACGACAGCGAGCAAGAAGACGAAGAGAAUGAAGAGCCAGUGACCCCAAACGAACCCUCGGAAGAUCCUGCUGAUCCAAUGGCGGCUGCUGGAGCAGUUCUAGGCCAAGUGGCAACUAACGAGACUCAAAACUCGAACACAGCCCCUCGAAGACCAAGUAUGUGGAGGAAAAGUGCUGCAGUGGAUGUCCAUAAUCCACACAUUGCAGAAAGAAGACCCUCCGUCUUCCAGCGAGCAGGGUCCGUCUUCCAGGGCACACUUCAAAAUGUUCGCAAAAAGGUCCGCCGAAGUAGCAUGUGGGACGUUUACGAAAACGCUAAGAAACGACAACUCGAACUUCGAAGAAAGCGCUGGGUCCAAAUCCUCUUCGAAUAUUCUUUCUAUGGCAUGCUUCUUGUCCUUUUGUAUUUCCUAAUCAUCGGAGAGCCCCUCUGGAAAGGGACUUACUUGGAGCUGUACCUGGCGUUCAAGUACAAGCUCAAUGUCCCUGGUUCAUGGUCUAUCGUCAUUGCGGUAUCUGUUGCCUAUGCAUACUCCCCGCUCCUUGUUUUGUUCGAGCCAGACCCACCAAUGCCUGAGGAACCAAUCGACGCUACCAAAACUCCUAAUAUCGCCGACACUGCUUUGAUGAUCCCAUGCUACAAGGCCGCCACCCUAAUCGGACCAACUUUGGAAGCUGCGACCAAAGUCUUUCCACCAUCGCACAUCUUCGUCGUUGCCAACGGCAAUAGUCCGACUCCCCUUGACAACACCGAGGAGAUCUGCAGACCUUUCGGCGUUAACCAUAUCUGGAGCCCCGUCGGUUCAAAGAUUGUCGCACAGUUUGUCGGUUGCUAUGCUGCAAAAGACUUCAAGAAUGUCUUGCUCAUCGAUGAUGACUGCGCUCUACCACCCAACUUCCCCAUCGUCUCUGAUCGACUCAAGGGCAACGUCAUGUGCAUGGGAUACACCAUCAAGUCUGUCGGACCCAAAUCUUCCAAAGGAACGCUCUGCCAACAAGCACAAGAUCUGGAAUAUAAAAUUUCUGGUAUUCAGCGUGCACUUGCCGGCAAGAUGGGCAGUGCAACCUUCCCGCAUGGCGCCAUCUCCCUCUGGGACAGGGAGUUUCUCAUCAAGACCUUCAGCAAACAUCCUGGAUUCAGUGUUUCCGAGGACUGGUUCUUCGGACACGUUGCUCGUCAACUCGGAUGUCGUACUCAGAUGGCAACAUCGGUCUUCAUCGAGACAGAGACUCCUGAUGCCGUCUUCUUCAGCUCCGGUGGCGAAAGAGGUGGGUUUGGUGAGAUGACGGUCUUCAAGCAGCGUUUCUAUCGAUGGAACUUCUUCUUCGUCAAUGGAAUGUACUACAACCUGCAUUACAUCCUCUUCUCAUGGAAGCUGGGUUGGUGGGAAAUUGGCACCAAGCUCUUCGUCUUCCAGGAAAUUUACGAGACGCUGCUUUACCUCGCUACCCCUAUCGUCGUCCCGAUCUCUCUCGCUAUACGACCUCAGUUCUUCUUCGAGCUUAUGGCGCUUACUUUCGUCCUCUACAUGGCCAACGCAAUCAUCUUCAAUGAGAUCCACCUUCGACGCAAGAACGAAAAAGUACCUCAGAAGUGCGUCUGGCUUUACUACAUGCCGUACAAGCUCGUCUUGACUUUUGUCAACGUUGCGAGUUGCUACUACGCCAUGUACAAGUACGCCACCUAUUUCGCCAACCGUCAUCCCAAAAUCAUCGAAGACGCCAAAGCUGUGAACGUUGUGCUGCAGCUUGAGGAAGAAGACGUCGAUGACGACCCAGUCUUGCCUGUUGGUGGCCGACGCAUGAGUGUUACUGCCGUGGGCUCGCAGGUCGAUGUUCCUGGCGGUGCAAUCGGAGGCCGCAGAAUGACCAUUACUGCCAUGGGUCAACGCUUCAGCAAUCCUGACAUCACAGAAGAAGACGAAGAAGCAGAAGAGCUUAUCGCGAAGCCUGAGCGCAAGGCUUCGAUCAGUAUAGUCAAGACUGGAGAUGCAUCUCGUCCCAUCGACGCUCCUUUACCUUCCAUCACCGUUGAUGGUCGCCGUGUAAGCGUCGGGUUUGCCACUGCUAUGGAUGAGGUAUCCACACCUAACGCCGCCCCUAUCCCUGGUCGCCGUUCCUCAGAUGCUUUCCGAUCUAAAGGCAUUAACGAAGGCUCCGUUCGAACCACAGGCCCUAGAUCAUCAAGAGCAAAAGGCUCAUUGGUAGGCGUAACACCCGUGCUCGAAGAGGCAGAAGAGGAAGAAAGUACCACGAGUGAGAAGAUACCCACAACAACUUCCGAUGUUGAAUCAAAGCGUCGCUCCAAGCGCAUGUCUCAGCUCAGAUACUCGUAUAUCGCUCCUACGAUUGGAGUUACGGAAACUGAGGUUCUGCCGCAUGCCGCUGCUGCUGCUGUUGUUGAUGACAGAUUGCUGAAUCGUAUCUCUGCGAUUGAAGGAGCAUUGGCAGCUCGUGGCAUUGGUGCUGUGAACUUUGCCGUUCAUGACGAGGGUGCGGUGGAAGGCGUGGCCAAUGAUGUCGAGGAAGAAAACAAAGACACCGUUUCCUUUGCUGAAGAUGAGAAGAGGCAUUCGGAUGCUCAGAGCAUGGUUUGA
This is a messenger RNA of Aureobasidium vineae, 3660 nucleotides long. Lineage: Eukaryota; Fungi; Ascomycota; Dothideomycetes; Dothideales; Saccotheciaceae. The record is from the annotation of a GenBank genome assembly.